Molecule: messenger RNA, 796 nt
Organism: Ectocarpus siliculosus
Lineage: Eukaryota; Phaeophyceae; Ectocarpales; Ectocarpaceae
Source: the annotation of a GenBank genome assembly
CUCACGGCAGACCAUGGCCUCGCUGAACCCUCCCAUCGCUGAUGAUCUGUCACAGCUGGCGCUCCCGAGACAUGCAGUCAUCGUGGGCUUCUCCGCAGGGUCCGGUGGCCGCGAAGUGCUCUUAGCUCGACGAGAUGGAAUGCACCUAGAUCUGACCGUCCCAACCGUGGGGCGCUUCCGGACAACCGGAGAUGCCUUCCUCACAACCGACAGGGUCGUGUUCUGCGCCCGCAAACCGCACGGAUCUCAGAAUGGCAUGCUCUUCAAGGGCUUCGACAUCCCUCUCCAGGUGCUCAGCGGCGAGAAGUUCGAGCAACCCAUCCUCUUCGGCGCGAAUAACCUCUCCGGAGUCGUCGAGACGAACGUCGCCUACGCAGGUAGCACGACGGGGGCGACGGCACCUGGCUUUCACGCCACGGCAACGCCCGUCAUCAACUCUAGCUGGCGGUUAUCUUUCAGGAAUGGUGGUUUCGGCACCUUCCUGCAUGCUUUCUACUCGGCCCUCCAGCGACGGCGCUCGGUCGACCCGUCGGUUACAGCGGUGACCUUCGCCGGGUCUGAGGACGAGUGGGCUUCCCUCCAGGCGACGGAAGUGGCCCAAGCGGUAGCUUUGGAUCCCACGGAUGGUACGGUGUUGCUGACGGCGGCUCCCGUGGCGGCAUCCGCUCCGCCUAGACCGUACGGCGACUUGUGAGGUUUCCGCACACCGCCUCUGUUGAACUCGCUGCUGUUGCUGCUGCACUUUGGUCGACGUCUUGCUGACGCCACCGCUUCCUCCGCUGUCAACCUUACGGCG